CCAAGAUGGCGGCGCUCGGGCGUGAGGCUGGAGACGACGUGCGGGUUGCCGGUGUGGUACCGGGGGGAGCUGCGGAAGUGCCUAAGGACAUCAAGAUACCAACAUACACACAUGGUCAGUCCAGGCCUUCUCUAGGAGAUGCAAAACUCAGAAAACCAGUAGUCAUCGAAAUCAUAGAAAAAAAAAUUGAAUGCCUUAGAGAAGAAAAGACUUUAAAUAUAUAUGGAACACUGACUUUUGGAACAACAGCUGCUUUCUCUGGAAUGUUGACAAACUUCAUUUUCAGACAUCGCUUAAAGGUCACACAUGAUGUUUUGAAGACAUAUGCAUCAUUGACUGCACUUCCAUUUUUGUCUACCAUAGUUUCUUAUAAGCUUCUUGUAACAGAUGCUUUGUGUUCAGGUAACAUAAGCCAGGAAAAUUGUGUUCUUAGAAGUUCACUGAUUGGCAUAGCAUGUGGUGUUUUAUAUCCCACUGCUUUGGCUUUUUCUAAAAAUGGGCGUCUAGCAUUCAAGUAUCAUACUGUUCCCCUGCCACCAAAAGGAAGGGUUUUACUUUAUUGGCUGCUGCUUUGUCAUACAGAGAUAAAAGCAAUGGUGAUCCCUCUCAUCCUUCAGACAACCUUUGGAAUAUUUCAUGGUCUGCAGCACUAUGCAAUAUUUGAAAGUACACUUGAGAAAACUGUACAUGAAGAUUAACUGAAGAAUGAAUGGACACUAAAUCAGCUGAAUGAACUUUUUUAUAAGGACUCAGGCAUUGCCGAAAGAGUUAAAAAAUAAUUCUGGAUAGACAGUUUGUCUCUUUUCCUUUUGCCCGGUAU
This is a messenger RNA of Budorcas taxicolor (takin), 820 nucleotides long. RefSeq names its product transmembrane protein 126B (gene TMEM126B). Bases 6 to 698 code for a protein of 230 amino acids. Gene Ontology annotation, biological process: mitochondrial respiratory chain complex I assembly. Gene Ontology annotation, cellular component: mitochondrion. The record is from RefSeq and is a predicted model, not a curated record. The transcript is spliced from 5 exons. Lineage: Eukaryota; Metazoa; Chordata; Mammalia; Artiodactyla; Bovidae.